Messenger RNA from Chanos chanos (milkfish), 2349 nucleotides. RefSeq names its product kinesin family member 3A (gene kif3a). Gene Ontology annotation, cellular component: microtubule. The transcript is spliced from 19 exons. The coding region runs from base 46 to 2241 and encodes 731 amino acids. NCBI's taxonomy places the organism in Eukaryota, Metazoa, Chordata, Actinopteri, Gonorynchiformes, Chanidae. Gene Ontology annotation, biological process: microtubule-based movement; mitotic cell cycle. The record is from RefSeq and is a predicted model, not a curated record. Gene Ontology annotation, molecular function: microtubule motor activity; microtubule binding; ATP binding.
CUAUUUCCUAUGGUUGAAUAAGGCCAAAAUCAGCAACGUCUCAAAAUGCCGAGUAACAAGAUUGAUAAAUCAGAGAGGGCAGAGGUCAGUGAUAAUGUCAAGGUGGUGGUGCGAUGUCGGCCCCUUAACCAGAAAGAGAAGAUGAUGGGAUAUAAACAGUCAGUCACUGUUGAUGAAAUUCGAGGGACCAUUACCGUGAACAAACUUGAGUCACCCAGUGAGCCACCCAAAACAUUCACUUUUGACACUGUUUUUGGCCCAGACAGCAAACAGCUUGAUGUCUACAAUUUAACUGCGCGGCCCAUUAUUGAUUCAGUAUUAGAGGGUUACAAUGGAACUAUAUUUGCUUAUGGUCAGACAGGAACUGGCAAAACGUUCACUAUGGAAGGAGUGAGGGCUGUGCCGGAGCUCAGAGGAAUUAUCCCAAACUCGUUUGCUCAUAUCUUUGGCCACAUUGCUAAGGCAGAGGGCGACACCAGGUUUUUAGUCAGAGUUUCAUACUUGGAAAUUUACAAUGAGGAAGUGAGGGACCUGUUGGGGAAGGACCAGAUGCAGAGGCUGGAGGUGAAGGAGAGACCAGAUGUGGGGGUUUACAUCAAAGAUCUCUCUGGCUACGUGGUAAACAAUGCAGAUGACAUGGACAGGAUUAUGACACUGGGGCACAAGAACCGAUCUGUGGGUGCUACCAAUAUGAAUGAGCACAGCUCGCGGUCUCAUGCUAUCUUCACCAUUACUAUUGAGUGCAGUGAAAAAGGCAUUGAUGGAAACCAGCAUGUUCGCAUGGGAAAACUGCACUUGGUAGACCUUGCGGGAUCUGAGAGACAAGGGAAAACAGGUGCUACUGGUCAGCGCCUUAAAGAGGCAACAAAGAUCAACCUGUCUCUGUCCACUCUGGGCAAUGUCAUCUCUGCACUGGUGGAUGGAAAGAGCACGCACGUGCCGUACAGAAACUCAAAGCUCACACGACUACUGCAAGACUCUUUGGGAGGAAACUCCAAAACCAUGAUGUGUGCAAACAUUGGACCUGCUGACUACAACUAUGAUGAGACCAUUAGCACCUUGCGCUAUGCCAACCGUGCAAAGAAUAUCAAAAACAAAGCUAGAAUCAAUGAAGAUCCCAAAGAUGCUCUCCUACGCCAGUUUCAGAAGGAAAUUGAGGAGCUUAAGAAAAAGCUUGCAGAAGGGGAGGAGAUUUCUGCAUCUGAAGGCAGUGAGUCUGAUGAGAUGGAUGAGGGGGAAGACGAGGGGCAAGACGGAGGAGAACGCCGAAGGAAGCGAAGAGGUACGGGCAGUGCCAGCAGUAGCUCAGAAUCUGACUGCUAUAUAGCUCAGCGUUCUGACGACAAAAGCCAGACUAAUCAAAGAGGGAAGAAGAAGGUAUCGCCAGAUAAAAUGGUGGAGAUGCAGGCAAAGAUUGAGGAGGAGCGGAAGGCUCUGGAAGCCAAACUGGAUAUGGAGGAAGAGGAGAGGAACAAAGCUCGAGCGGAAUUGGAGAAGAGAGAGAAAGACCUACUCAAAGCCCAGCAGGAGCACCAGCUUCUACUGGAGAAACUGUCAGCUCUAGAGAAGAAGGUCAUUGUUGGAGGAGUAGACUUGCUUGCUAAAGCCGAGGAGCAGGAGAGGCUUCUGGAAGAAUCCAACAACGAACUAGAGGAGCGGAGAAAGAGAGCGGAGCAGCUUCGUAGAGAGCUAGAGGAGAAAGAGCAAGAGCGUCUGGACAUCGAGGAGAAGUAUACCAGCUUGCAAGAGGAGGCCCAAGGAAAAACCAAGAAACUUAAAAAAGUGUGGACCAUGUUGAUGGCAGCCAAAUCAGAGAUGGCCGACCUUCAGCAGGAACACAACCGAGAGAUCGAGGGUCUGCUGGAGAACAUACGGCAACUGAGCCGAGAACUCAAACUACAGAUGCUCAUCAUAGACAACUUUAUUCCACAGGAAUAUCAAGAUAUGAUUGAGAAUUAUGUACACUGGAAUGAAGACAUAGGAGAGUGGCAGUUGAAAUGUGUGGCUUACACUGGAAACAAUAUGAGAAAACAAGCUCUUGUCCCAGACAAAAAAGAAAAGGAUCCAUUUGAGGUGGACCUCUCUCAUGUGUACCUGGCUUACACUGAAGAAAGCAUGAGACAGUCCCUCAUGAGAAUGGACAGGCCAAGGAUCUCAAAGAGUGGCAAGUCUAGGCCCAAGACAGGCCGCAGGAAAAGAUCUGCAAAGCCAGAGGCUGUGAUUGAGUCUCUCCUUCAGUGAACGCCCCUUCAGUGGAAGCUUCCGGUAGAGCGAAUAGAGCUUAAGAUUAGAGAGUAAGAAAGUCUUAGGAAGUUUGAGGAAUUUACUGACAAUACUUGUUUAUAAGUU